AUGAGACAUGCUACCGGAACGGGGCCUAGUGUGCCUCGAAAGGGAAAGAAGAAGGUCCUCUGGGUCUGUCGCCUGCUUUGCUCAGUUCCAAUCCAACUUGAGCGAAGAUGCGGCCGAGGCGAGGCUGAAGCUGCAGUCAAGUCCGGCUGGGAACUACUCUCAGAAAUGUCUCAUGCAAUUCCAAAUCAAGCCGUCGCCUGGACUCUACGUGGACACAUAAUGGCCACAUUCUGCUGCAACGCGAGCGAUAAGGAACCAGACAGAAGGACUCGCCUUGAAUUGCUGUGA
Molecule: messenger RNA, 288 nt
Organism: Protopolystoma xenopodis
Lineage: Eukaryota; Metazoa; Platyhelminthes; Monogenea; Polystomatidea; Polystomatidae
Source: the annotation of a GenBank genome assembly